GACGUAACAUCUGUAUCCUCUUCGUCCGACCGCUAGACCUUAGGCUUGGAAUUGAGUCCUAAAGCACUAUUACUAAAGCUUCGCGCGUAUUGGCCUCUCCGAACAUUCGACGUAGGCGACUAGCAGUGUGGAACUAUGUCCCCGAAUGAAGACACUGGUUUCAAGCACCAAGUAGCAAUCAAACUUUCACGAGCGUUGAACAUCGUCAAUCCGAAUGACUUACUUGCAGAGCGUGUUAUCGACAUAGCGAAAACCAACUCCGCAGAAGGAUUUGCUAAAGCGGCUCGGGCGUUUGGCAAGUUUCAAGAUUCCUUUUUGACAGAACUCCAUGACGAAAUAUUGUCACACCUCAAGCAGGAGGCUUCCGGGUUUGCUCCUCAUCCCGUUGAGGGCAUAACAGUCUACGACAGCGAGGUGCUCGAGCCUGAUCCAAUCCGGCAAGGGGGCCUGAUGAGGAAUGAUACCAGACAUACUUUCCGACAGCCUGCGAAGCCAAUUGAACCACCAACUCCUCGAGGCUCUUUGCUUGGCCUCGAUCGACUCGCGAGGGAGAAGCGAGAACAGGCCAUAUCUGAAAACGGCCCUCGAAAGAAGCCGAGGCUGGCAGACGAUGCUGUCUUCAAAGUCCCCAGUUUGCCACUUGGACGAGGAAACAACUUAAGGCAACGAGGCGAAGAGACACCGUCUCACCCGGGCGGUCUGUCCGAUACCGCACGAGCACGCUUGGAGGAACAUAGACGAAACCGUGAGAAACAGAGAGAGGGUAUUACUGCAGUGCAGGAGCAACGGUCUCACGCUUCCAGAGGACUCGGAGAUUUCCAACGACGGUCAAAUCGGCAGGACAGGGAUCGACAUCGUGGACGCGGCUGGGAUUCUACACCACGCUCUGAGCGCGGCAGUAGCACCCAUGAUGCGCCCAGUGUCCGUGUGCCCAAUGUUGGAUGGGAUUCAACGCCGAGACGACGAGAGGGCGAAGGAUCCGGUUGGGGAGGGGCAAGGAAUCGUGCUUGGGAUGCACCGACCCCCCGCGUUCCAAGAGGCGGCAGUCCAGAGGAUGAUGGACUCCUUGGUGUCGACGUUAGGGAAUGGGAGGAGGAACAGCUGCGGCUGGAUCGGGAUUGGUAUACUGGAGCGGAGGAAGGUGGUGUCGCUGGAGAUGAAGAACACAACCCUUUAGCACAAUACGAGGAUCUCAGUGCACUGAAGGAUGCGGAAAUCGCCAAGAAACAGGUGAAGAGAAUAUCAGCCAGGCAGGCGCAAUAUAAUGCAGACAACGACCUCUGGGAAGCCAAUCGGAUGCUGACAUCUGGUGUUGCGACUCGGAAGGAAGUCGAUCUUGAUUUCGAAGACGAAUCCGAGUCGACGGUGCAUGUCAUGGUGCAUGAUAUUAAACCACCUUUCUUAGAUGGCAAGACCAUAUUCACCAAGCAACUCGAGCCUAUUAAUCCGAUCCGUGACCCUACGAGUGACAUGGCGAUAUUCUCAAAGAAGGGGAGCGCUCUCGUAAAAGAGAAGCGAGAGCAGGCGGAGAGGGCAAAGGCGGCUGCGAAACUUGCAUCGCUUGGCGGCACACAGCUUGGUAACAUUAUGGGCGUGAAGGACGAGGAGGCUGAAGCCGAUGCUUUGGCAGAAGCGAAGGCAAAUUCUGGCGAGAAAGAGGACUACAAGGGUGAUUCCAAGUUUGCCAGCCACCUGAAGGCCUCCACUGGGGUUAGUUCAUUUGCGAAGAACAGGACACUGAAGGAGCAGAGAGAGUAUUUACCUGCAUUUGCAUGUCGAGAGGAGCUUCUCAAGGUUAUCCGAGAAAAUCAGGUCGUUAUCGUUGACGGAUACUGCGCGUAUGGUCUCAUUGGCUGCACUCAGCCGCGUCGUGUGGCCGCCAUGUCCGUAGCAAAGCGUGUCGCUGAGGAGAUGGAGUGCAAGCUUGGCUCUACCGUUGGUUAUGCGAUCCGUUUCGAGGACUGUACCUCAGCGGAAACGAAGAUCAAAUAUAUGACGGACGGUGUCCUCCAGCGAGAAUCUUUGAACGAAGGCGAUUUGGACCGAUACAGUGUAAUCAUCCUCGACGAGGCCCAUGAGCGUUCGCUAAGCACUGAUGUUCUCAUGGGUUUGCUUCGAAAGAUUCUGUCUCGGAGAAGAGAUUUGAGGCUCAUCGUUACAUCGGCAACUAUGAAUGCUGACAAGUUUUCUGCGUUCUAUGGCAACGCGCCUUGUUAUACCAUUCCUGGUCGUACAUUCCCGGUGGAGAUGUUCCAUUCAAAAUCACCAUGUGAGGACUAUGUCGACAGCGCCGUGAAACAGGUUCUCCAAAUCCAUCUUUCGCUCCCUCCCGGUGAUAUCCUCGUAUUUAUGACUGGACAAGAAGACAUUGAAAUCACUUGUCAGGUUGUUAACGAACGUCUGUCACAGCUUGACCAGCCCGCCCCUCUGGCGGUGCUUCCAAUCUAUUCGCAGAUGCCUGCCGACCUUCAGGCCAAGAUUUUCGAAGCCACCCCUGACGGACGAAGGAAGGUCAUCGUAGCCACUAACAUCGCCGAGACUUCAUUGACGGUCGAUGGCAUUAUCUACGUGGUCGAUGCAGGCUACUCAAAGCUUAAGGUGUAUAACCCGAAGGUCGGCAUGGAUGCCCUGCAGAUCACACCGGUCAGCCAAGCCAACGCUAAUCAGCGGACUGGCCGUGCCGGCCGUACAGGCAGCGGGUUCUGCUACCGUUUGUAUACAGAAAUGGCGUUUCGCAAUGAAAUGUUCCCGAAUACCAUCCCAGAAAUCCAGCGCACCAAUCUCGCGAACACUGUUCUGCUCCUAAAGUCUCUCGGCGUCAAGAAUCUUCUCGAGUUCGAUUUCAUGGAUCCUCCUCCUCAAGCAAACAUUAUACAUUCAAUGUACCAACUUUGGGUCUUGGGUGCGCUGGAUAAUCUUGGCGAUUUGACGCCUGUGGGCAGGAAAAUGUCCGAGUUCCCGAUGGAGCCUUCCAUGGCCAAGAUGCUCAUUGCAUCUGUGGAGAUGAGGUGCUCAGCAGAGAUGUUGACUAUUGUGUCCAUGCUUUCAGUGCCAAGCAUCUUCUAUAGACCAAAGGAGAGGAUGGAAGAGGCCGAUGCGGCACGGGAAAAGUUCAAUGUACCAGAGAGCGAUCAUUUAACGUUGUUAAAUGUUUUCAACCAAUGGAAGAGUCACGGCUUCCGCGAUGACUGGGCCACGCGUCAUUUUUUGCACCCGAAACUGCUCCGCAAGGCUCGUGAAGUGAGGGCUCAGUUGGAGGACAUCAUGAAGUUCCAGAAAAUGGAGAUCAUUUCGGCUGGCACGGACUUCGACGUCGUCAGGAAAGCCAUCACCGCUGGCUAUUUCCACCAAUGUGCACGUGUGAAAGGCAUUGGCGAGUAUGUGAAUAUCCGUACUGGUCUACCGACACAUCUGCAUCCCACGAGUGCACUGUAUGGCCUUGGAUAUACCCCCACAUACGUUGUUUAUCAUGAGUUGAUCUUAACGUCCAAGGAGUACAUGACACAGGUCACUGCAAUUGAUGCCAUGUGGCUAGCCGAGUUCGGUUCGGUGUUCUACUCGGUCAAAUUCAAAGACUUUGAUGAUCGUGGAAUGAGGCGACAAGCUGAUCGAGAAUUCUCAAGAAAAGCUGAAUUGGAAUCCCAAAUCGCGAAGCAAAGGGAAGAGAAUGCACGGCAAGAGGCAGAGAAAGCUCUCGCGGUCAAGGUGUCCAGUGGAAGUAGCUCAAAGAUCAUUGUGCCUGGAACGCCGAGACAUCCAGGCACCGCAGGCAGUCGCGUUGGCCAAACACCUAGAAGACGAGUAGGGAUAUGAUGGGUGUACCCGUAGGUUACUUGCGUAUUUUAUUUUUUAGACAGUGUGGCAUCUGUUGCAUUGGAAGCUAAAUAUAUGUGUGUACUAUCGUUGUGGAGGACAAGAAUAUUGGGUUCGUCAGAUUCGAAA
Suillus paluster is the source of this 3942-nucleotide messenger RNA. Its product is annotated as pre-mRNA splicing factor. The transcript is spliced from 21 exons. NCBI's taxonomy places the organism in Eukaryota, Fungi, Basidiomycota, Agaricomycetes, Boletales, Suillaceae. Gene Ontology annotation, molecular function: RNA binding. Gene Ontology annotation, biological process: mRNA splicing, via spliceosome. The record is from RefSeq and is a predicted model, not a curated record. Gene Ontology annotation, cellular component: intracellular anatomical structure; spliceosomal complex. Bases 136 to 3813 code for a protein of 1225 amino acids.